AUGCCUUCCUUGCCGAACUCCGCUGCAGCUGACAUGUAUCGGUCAUUGUUCAAGUUCGGCAUCUUCAACGCAGUCCAGUCGAGCUGUUUCCACAAAGUCAUAGAUACAGACGAAAAUAUGGUCAUUAGCGCACCUACGGGGAGUGGGAAAACAGUGCUCUUCGAGCUCGCGAUCAUCCGCAUGCUUACGCAGGUGGGUGGGAAUACAAAGACGUCUAAGUGCAUCUACGUAGCUCCCACAAAGACACAGGUGCUUUGCUCUGAGAAGUGCAGAGAUUGGACCACGAAAUUCCAGCCAUUGGGUGUGGAUUGCUGCCAGCUGACAGGAGAUAUCGUGCACUUCAGAAAGAGUGCAUGGGGAAGCACACGAGAUGCUACUAUCAUAUCCUCUGUACGUCUUGUGGUGGUGUCUGCCACUGUCCUGAACAUCAAGGAUGUGGCCAGCUGGAUCAGUAAUGGAACUCCCAAUGGCUCUGCUACCAUAAAGAAGUUUGGAGAGGAACACCGGCCAUGCAAGCUAUCAAAGUUCAUGUAUGAGAUACCGCAGAAGAGAGAACAGAACGACUUUGUAUUCCAGAGGACACUCGAUUACCACUUGUAUGACAUUCUCCAGCAACAUUCUGCCAACAAGCCAAUGCUGGUAUUUUGCUCGACUCGCACAGGCGUGAUGAUGACCACAAAACAGAUCUUGAAAAACUACGAAAAUGUUUCGCAUAACAAGCAGACAUUACCUUGGCUUAAACCUCCUAGCAUCAAGGCAAAGUUCGAAAAUAGGGAGCUGAGAGAGCUUGCAGUAUGCAGGAUAGGUGUUCACCAUGGGGGCAUGAGCAUGGAUGAUCAUCAGACAAUUGAAGAACUAUACAUCAAGAAAAUAAUAAGGGUAGUUGUUUCGACGUCUACCUUGGCGGUCGGCGUCAACCUGCCUGCGCAUACGGUCAUGAUCAAGGGUGUCAAGGUCUUCCGGAACAAUACCUGUCAGGAGUACUCAGAUCUGGACAUCAUGCAGAUGAUGGGUCAUGCACUUGAGGCAAUCACGAGUGCAGAAGACACCGUCGAAUGCGAUUUUGUUAGAUUCUCAGACAUCGGGCUUCGCGGUGGUGAGAAAGGGGUGUAUGACAAAUUGCACGUACACAAAGAUAUUCGAUAUCAGAUCAAGAAGAUCGAGAAACCGGCGGACAAGAUCUUCGUGUUGAUACAGCUUAAUUCUUACCUUGUUUGGCCAGCUAUCGUGGAGGUGGCGAUUGUGACGAAGGCAGGCAGUUUACUCAAGAGUGGCCUUGAGGUAAUGCGCUGUUUCAAUGCUAAGGCCUGGGAAGAUCGGUACAUGGUCAUGCGGCAAGUCGAGCGCAUCGGCGAGAAAUCUCUCAAGGUACUUGUGAAGCACAAUAUCACCAGCAUCGACGUGCUACGAAAGCAAGACCAGCUGUGCCUGGAAGCUCUGCUCAAUCAUCGGCCACCUUUUGGCCUCGAGGUACUUGCUGCCAUGCAGCAGUUUCCUCAGUAUACAUUGCAAAUCAGUGAAGUUGCCAUAUCCAGUCAUGGAGACAAGAAGCCCUUGGAGGUCGAAAUACUUGUUGACUGUGGGUUGCUCAAUGGCACAGUGAUUAAGCCGAAGAAUGUCAAGACCAGGGAGGUGGACAUGACAAUGGUGCUCAUCUUGACUUCGGACCUUGACAUCAUGGACUUUCGACGGUACCCGAUGGAAGAACUGAAGGAAACCAAGAGGAUCACGGUCAGUGUCCAGCUAACGAAGCCCAGCCAGUCGAUCACUGAAACCAUUGCUGGUGUGGCUGUGACCGAAUGCUACAAGCUCAAUGUUGGCACGAAGUACUACCCUAACAUGCUCACGAGCGGAACGAACUUCAUGGUAGAAUUGUUGUCGCCUGUCUCCGAGGCAUAUAAAUCCAAUCAUUAUGCAACCACGAAGGAUUUCCUGCUGUACGGCCUCGAGGACAAUGUUGACUUCUGGAACAUGGGCCCAGACGAUGAGGAUUCCGUAGAGGUGGAGUUACCGACAGCCAAAUUGAAGCCACCGCCAGCCAUUAAGCCCGCUGCUACCCAGGCCAAUGUCUUCAAGCACUGUGAGGAGCAACAGAAGACGAGUGCCAAGAUUGCUCCUCGUAACACUAUGGCAACGAUGCAAAACAGGCACAAAUGA
Laetiporus sulphureus 93-53 is the source of this 2157-nucleotide messenger RNA. RefSeq names its product P-loop containing nucleoside triphosphate hydrolase protein. Lineage: Eukaryota; Fungi; Basidiomycota; Agaricomycetes; Polyporales; Laetiporaceae. Gene Ontology annotation, molecular function: ATP binding; nucleic acid binding. The coding region runs from base 1 to 2157 and encodes 718 amino acids. The transcript has 24 exons. The record is from RefSeq and is a predicted model, not a curated record.